This is a messenger RNA of Pistacia vera, 1128 nucleotides long. RefSeq names its product TMV resistance protein N-like. The transcript has 3 exons. The coding region runs from base 1 to 1128 and encodes 375 amino acids. Gene Ontology annotation, molecular function: ADP binding. Gene Ontology annotation, biological process: defense response; signal transduction. The record is from RefSeq and is a predicted model, not a curated record. Lineage: Eukaryota; Viridiplantae; Streptophyta; Magnoliopsida; Sapindales; Anacardiaceae.
AUGGCUUCUUCUUCACCUCAUGUAAAGUAUGAUGUUUUUCUUAGUUUCAGAGAACUUGUAAAAAUCCUUGAGUGCAAGAAACUGUACGGCCAAAUUGUGAUACCGAUUUUCUAUCAUAUAGAUCCAUCAGAUGUAAGGAAGCAAACAAGGAUUUUUGGAGAUGCAUUUGUUGAACACGAAGGACGAUUUAGGGAGAGGCAAGAGAUGUUGCCGAGAUGGAGGAAUGCUUUAAUUGAAGCAGCCAAUCUAUCUGGCUUUGAUUCAAAUGCCAACAGGCCUGAAUCGAACCUCAUUGAGAAAGUUAUUGAAGAGAGUUUAAAGAGAUUGAAUGAUAUGUCAUCUAGUGAUAAUAAGAACUUGGUUGGAGUAGCAAUGAAGAUCCAAAAAAUUAAAUCUUUACUGUCUAAUGGGUUGAAUGAAAUACGUAAGAUAGGAAUUUGGAGGAUGAGUGAUAUAGGUAAGACAACCAUUGCUAACGUAGUGUUCAACGAAAUGUUAAGUCAAUUUGAAGGUUCCUAUUUCAUUCAAAAUGUUAGGGAAGAAUCAGAGAAACGUGGACUAAGUCAAUUACAGAAAGAACUUCUUGCUACAAUAUUAGGGGAUGGACACCUCAAUAUAACACUCACUUUCACAAGAGAAAUGCUUAGACAGAAGAAAGUUCUCAUUGUUUUUGAUGAUGUCACACACUUAAGUCAAAUAAAUGAAUUAAUUGGACAUCUUGAAAACUUGGGUUCAAGAAGUCGAAUCCUUAUAACAACAAGAGAUAAGCAAAUACUUAAAAAUUGCGGAUUGGAUGAUGCUACUAUAUAUGAGGUCAAAGGAUUACAUGGUGGUGAAUCUUUUCGACUUUUUAAACAAUAUGCCUUCAAACAAAACCAUCCCAUUGAUGAAGAUUAUAUGAAGCUAUCAAAUAGAGUAAUAAGUUACACCAAAGGUGUGCCUUUAGCUCUUAAAGUCUUAGGUUCCUUUCUACUUGAUAGAGGAAAACACGAAUGGGAGAGUGCAUUGGAUAAAUUAGAAAAGUUUCCAUAUAAAGAUAUCCAAACAGUUUUAAAGAUAAGUUAUGAUGGACUAGAUGAUGAAGAGAAAGAUAUAUUUCUAGAUAUCGCAUGCUUCUUUAAAGGAUGA